Haemonchus placei is the source of this 912-nucleotide messenger RNA. The record is from the annotation of a GenBank genome assembly. NCBI's taxonomy places the organism in Eukaryota, Metazoa, Nematoda, Chromadorea, Rhabditida, Trichostrongylidae.
AUGUUCUGCAAAGCUCUGAUUGUGGAUUCAUCGAAGCCCGUACAACGUAAUCCUCAGCGCAACUAUCGCGCUCGUCAACUGCAGUUCAAAAAACUUCUGCAAAAAGAUCAGGAAAGACGUGAGCAAGCGUUACAGGGGCAAAAUCUGAAGAUGAAGCGGAGCAUUGCUAAAGAGCAGCAACGUGCAUUCAAAAUGUGGCAACGUCGUGGUGGAAAUGCUCGCCAAGGACAACGUGGUACUGGUGGACGUUACCCUGGAGAGAGGCCUAAGGAUCGCCUCCCUUCAGUGCAAGUUCGUCCAGAAUGGCAAGUAAUAGAAGAAAUGGACUUCCCUCGUCUUCUCAAGCUCAAUUUACCUGGGGUAGGCAACGGAGAGGACAUUGGUAAACAUCUGUAUGGGACUCUGCACUUCUACGACAAGGCAAUCGACCGUGUAUCAGUUCGAAAUCCUAUUACAUUGCAACGUUGCGGUGGUAAUUUUUACAACGUUACAACCACUGAGGACCCGGUCAUAGAAGAGUUAGCUCAGCAAGGAAUUGGAAAUGUUUUCGCUACCGAUAUCAUCAUUGCAACCCUUAUGACUGCACCUAGAUCGGCGAGCCAGACUUCACCGGUAUACUCGUGGGAUAUUGUUGCGCAUCGUGUUGGAGAUAAACUGUUCCUGGACAAACGCGAUACAGGUGGCAUAUCAAAUCCUGUUGAUGCAUUGACUGUGUCUGAAACAAGUGGUGAUCCACCGUCGUUUGAGGGUGCGGGUAUAAAUAAUGCAAAGGAUUUGGCUACGGAGGCGUUGUUCAUCAAUCAAAAUUUCCGCCGGCAAGUGCUUAAACGCAACGAACAUCCAUACGUCAUGGCCCAUCCUCGAGCACCUUUCGAAGAAGAGGGUGGUGAAUCAGGUUGUGGCUAUAGGUAA